This is a messenger RNA of Sceloporus undulatus (fence lizard), 2185 nucleotides long. RefSeq names its product F-box and leucine rich repeat protein 17 (gene FBXL17). The record is from RefSeq and is a predicted model, not a curated record. Gene Ontology annotation, molecular function: protein binding. The coding region runs from base 136 to 2025 and encodes 629 amino acids. Gene Ontology annotation, biological process: SCF-dependent proteasomal ubiquitin-dependent protein catabolic process. Gene Ontology annotation, cellular component: SCF ubiquitin ligase complex. Lineage: Eukaryota; Metazoa; Chordata; Lepidosauria; Squamata; Phrynosomatidae. The transcript has 9 exons.
GUGGCCGUGUUGUGGCUGCCGGCCUUAGAACAUUUCGCCGGUUCCUCGGAGGGGGUCGGCCAUGUCGUGAGGGCCGGCCGUUGCUGCUGCUCUUGCUGCGGCUUCCCUCCCCUCUCCUCCUCCUCCUCCUCCUUUAUGGGCCACUUCCUCUCGCGGAAGGGAAGCAGCCCCAGCGCGGAGAGGAAGAGCCGCUGCCCCUGGAGCCGGAGCCGCUUCCUCCGAGGGCCCUGCCUGCUCUGCUUCCUGGUCCACACACCGAAAGACGACGCCUCCUCCUCCUACUCCUCCUCAGCGCCUCAGCAGCAGCCGCCGCCGCCUCCUCCUCCGCUGAGGGCCCCCGAGGAGCGCCGUCGCCGCCGCCGUUGCUGCUGCUGCUAUUGCCGCCGGCAGCUGCUCCUCUCAGGCCUCCUCUUCAGUCCUCCUUCUCCUGGGCCCUCCUCCCAUCGGGCCGCCUCCGGUGCUGCCCUGGCGAGCAGCGAGGCCCCUCCGACGGAGAUGGUCUGCAAGCGCAAAGGGGUCGGGCUCGCCUCCUGCCCGCCCCGAAAGCAGCCCCGCUGCGCCACCGACAUCACAGGGACCGACACUGGGGCCGAGGGGGGCUCCCUUCCACCUCCUCCUCCGCACCCUUGUGCCUCUGAGCCUUGUGCCUCCUGGGGAGGGGCACCCAAAGACCCUGCCGCCGGGAACGAGGAGGCAGGGCUCCCUCCGCAGCCUCCGCCACAGCCGCCUCCUCCUCCUCCUCCGCCUUCCUCCUCCUCUUCUCGGCUUCCUGAGGAGCCCAGUGGGAAGGAGAGGCAGGAGCCCCACCAACCGGAUUGUGAGGAGCAGCCCCCCGAGAACCCCGGAGACUGCUGCCCCGAGCUCCAGCUCCCUUCGCUGGACAUCAACCAGCUGCCGCCCUCCAUCCUCCUCAAGAUAUUUUCCAACUUAUCUUUGAAUGAAAGAUGUCUCUCAGCGUCAUUGGUUUGUAAAUAUUGGCGUGACCUCUGUUUAGAUUUCCAGUUUUGGAAGCAAUUGGAUCUUAGUAGUCGUCAGCAGGUCACUGAUGAGUUACUUGAAAGAAUUGCAUCAAGGAGUCAGAAUAUAACUGAAAUCAAUAUUUCAGAUUGCCGUAAUGUAUCAGAUACAGGAGUAUGUGUGCUAGCAUCUAAAUGCCCUGGACUGCUAAGAUAUACAGCCUACAGGUGUAAACAACUGUCCGAUACAUCUAUAAUUGCAGUGGCCUCACAGUGUCCUCAACUGCAGAAAGUACAUGUUGGUAACCAAGAUCGGCUCACUGAUGAAGGACUCAAGCAGCUGGGCUCAGAGUGUCGAGAACUAAAAGAUAUCCAUUUUGGGCAGUGUUACAAGAUCUCAGAUGAAGGAAUGAUCAUUAUAGCUAAAGGCUGCCUGAAGUUACAGAGAAUAUACAUGCAGGAAAACAAAUUAGUGACAGAUCAAUCUGUUAAAGCAUUCGCUGAACACUGUCCUGAGUUGCAAUAUGUUGGGUUUAUGGGGUGUUCUGUUACAUCUAAAGGAGUCAUACACCUUACCAAUCUAAGAAACCUUUCCAGCUUGGAUCUACGUCAUAUCACAGAACUGGAUAAUGAAACAGUGAUGGAAAUAGUAAAGAGAUGCAAAAACCUUACUUCCCUCAAUCUGUGUCUGAACUGGAUUAUAAAUGACAGGUGCGUGGAGGUCAUUGCUAAAGAAGGACAGAACUUGAAAGAACUUUAUUUGGUGUCGUGUAAGAUUACAGACUAUGCACUGAUAGCUAUUGGGCGAUAUAGUAUGACAAUAGAGACUGUGGAUGUAGGAUGGUGCAAAGAAAUCACUGAUCAGGGAGCCACCCAAAUUGCUCAGAGUAGUAAGUCACUCAGAUACUUGGGACUGAUGAGAUGUGAUAAGGUGAAUGAAGUGACUGUGGAACAACUAGUCCAGCAGCACCCACACAUCACAUUCAGUACUGUACUACAAGACUGCAAGAGGACCUUGGAAAGAGCAUACCAGAUGGGUUGGACACCCAAUAUGUCCACUGCCUCUUAACUCAUGAUGUGAUAUUAAACAGAGAGCAGAGUUAGACUGAACAUUUGAGAACUGUUUUUUACUAUUAAUAUUUUGCUUUUUAUUAAACGUAUGUUCCAUUUUAGCAUAAAUCUUUUAAUUUUGAAUGUAUAUAUAUGUAUAUGUAUGUAUGUGUGUGUGU